AGUCAAAUGUGAAAUUUUGGAGGCAAAAAGUGUUUUUAUUGUGAAAUCGCGUAGAAAAAUUAAGAAAUUCAGAAAAAAACUGAUAAAAAAUCGAUAAAUGAUGGAUUCAUCACUCUUAGAUCGGAUUUUCGGGAGACUGAACCAACGAUUUGAAAAUGAAAGAUUACAAUCCAUAAACGAAACCAUACAAUCUGGAGACGCUAAAGCAGUCGAGAAAUUAUUGGAAAGUCCUGAGGACGAAUUUAUGACGAAAGUAACAGAACUCGCAAUAAAAUCCGAAAAUCUCGUAAUAAUUGACACUGUCUUUGGUUUCUACGAACAACAAAUUCUUCGUGAAAGAUUCAAUAGAAUCCAAUUUUUCGAACAUACUCUGUCAUUGGAAGUGAAUCCGGAUAAAAAAUGGGAAAUAAUACAAAUUAUUUUACGUUACACACUCGCAGUACAUCCGGAUAGCGCUUCCAUGUACCCAAUUACGUAUAUUUUCUACGUGAUUUUGUGUUGCUGUUUGAAUCAAAAAGAAUUGCUGACAAAAUUCUUCGACAUUUAUUACCAGGAAGAGCGAAACAGUCUCUUUCCAUUCAUGAAAAGCCUCGAAGAAACUGUUGAUGGAUCUCAUUUUAUUACAAUUUUGCUCCAUGAGGACCUUGAUCUGUCAAAAAUUGCAGAUGGCUUACCUUUGCGUACUGUGGUUAAAAUGAUCUCUUACAUUACUCGACAUAUAAAACGAAUUUUUGAGACUUUUAUGAAGUUAAUUCAAAAAAACACAAAAGAAAGUAUGGAAUUGGCGGUAAUGGCAUUUAAAGAACUUCUUUUCAAAGAUUUUUACAAAUAUUACGUUUUAAAUUCUAUGUACGAUUUGGGAAAAUUACCUCGAAUAAUGGAGGAUCCGUUGACCAAAAAAUUAUGUUUCCAAUUCAUCUAUUAUUUGAUGGAGGUAGAAUGGCAAGAUGACGUUUACAAAUUGAUCAAAUUUUGGUUAAGAGAAUGUUACCCUGAAACGAAAUUUUAUCGCCAUGUUUUCGAAAUUAUACGUCCUUUUGUGCAAAAACCGAGUCCUGUGGAAAAUUUGUUGGAAAAUAAUGAUUCGGAAGAGGAAAAAAGUGAAGAUGAUCAAGACGAAGAAGACGAAUUUAAUCCAUUUGACGAUGAAGAAUCAAUUUCAAGCAAGAAAAUUAAACUUGAAAACGAUGAAUGUCAAAUUCGAUCCUUGCAAGAGCUCUGUCGGGAUACAAUUCGUUCUAAAAUUGCUAAAAACGUUGCAGAUAUGAAGACUUUUUUCGAUAAUAUUUGGUCAUUGAACAUACCAAGCUCCGUCAAAUGUAGCUUGCUUUACAUUCCAGAUGCCAGUUGGAUGAAUGAUUUAUUCGAAUUUUGACUUUAAUAAAUAUUUUUUGAGAAAAUAAAGAAAUUUUGAUGUAACAUGAAACGUUUUUGAUACUUGGAAUGUCCUAAGUUCCGUUGUUUCUUAUCAGUUGAGAGUCAAAUUUGGAGGCAAAAGAGUUUUUGUUAUGAAAUCUCAAAUAAAAAUUAAGAAUUUUAGCAAAAAUCGGACAAAAUAAUCAAAAAAAUCGUUAAAUAUGGAAGCAAACGAGGAAAAUUUGGACGAAGUUAAUCAAAACUCGAGAGAUGCGGUAAUUCAAAGUGUUAAGGAAGUCAUAAAAUUCGGAAAUGUAAUUGCUCUUCAGAAAUUAUUAAAAUCGAAUGAAGAAAACAUUUUUAUGGAAAUAAUAGAACCAGCAAUAGCUUCAGGAAAACUCGAAAUAGUUUCAACUGUCUUGGAUUUCUACAGCAAACAAAUUUUUAACGAUAGCAGCCUCAAUAAAAUGGAAUUUUUUGAACAAAUCCUGUCGUUGCACGUGGAUCCCGAUGAAAAAUGGUUUAUUUUACAGGCGAUUUUAUAUUACACGUUUCCGCAACAUCGCCCCCUCAUGUACCGAAUUAUGGAUAUUUUCUAUCUAAUUUUGAGCUCUUGUCUCAGACAAAAACAGUUGCUGAAGAAAUUUUUCAACAUUUAUUACAAGGAGGAGCACAACAGUCUCUUUCCGCUCAUGAAACGCCUCGAAAAAGCUGUUGAUGGCUCCCGCUUCAUUUCUGUCUUGCUUCACGAUGACAUUUAUCUUUUCAGAAUCAUGAGUUUCGUACACACCGAUUCCAUUUCCAAAAUGAAAUUUUAUGUUGCUCGACAUGUAAAACGAAUUUUCGAGACUUUUGUGAAAUUGCUUCGGAAAAACACGAAAGAAAGUAUGGAAUUAGCUGUUGAGACGUUCAAAGAACUUAUUAAGAAGGAUUUUUACUCUUAUGUUGUCAAUACUUACAAUACCAAUCAUUUCGGAGACUUGACAGUGACCUUGAACGAUCCGCUGACCAAAAAAUUGUGCUUCCAAUUCCUCUAUUAUUUGCAAGAGGGUGAUUGGCAAAGUGAGGUGUAUACUUUAAUCUUGUAUUUUUUGGAUUGUUGUCCGUCGAAUUUGAAAAUAUUUUAUGAAAUUGCCGAGAUUACACUUCCAUUUGUACAAAAAAUAAGUUUUCUGGAUAAGGAAGACCCGGAAGAUGCUGAUCAGAGUGAAGCAGAAGAAAAUGACCAAGAUGAUGACGAGUGGAGUGAUAUAGAAGACGAAGAUUGGAAUGAUACAGAUGAGGAAGAGGAAAUUGUUCAAGAUUACGGACAAGUUCAAUCGUUAUUGGAGAUCUGUCGGGAUGCAAUUCGUUCGAUUGUUGCUAAAAACGUUGAUGAUAUGAAGUCAUUUAUGGAUGAAAUUUGGGCUUUUAAUGUUCCACAGACCGUUAAAUGUAACUUGCUUUACAUUCCAGAUGCCAGUUGGAUGAAUGAUUUAUAAAAAUGUUGCCUUAAAGAAUAUUUUUUGAGAAAAUAAAGGAAUUUCGAUUGAAACUUACGUGAU
This is a messenger RNA of Culicoides brevitarsis, 2900 nucleotides long. RefSeq lists its product as uncharacterized. The record is from RefSeq and is a predicted model, not a curated record. NCBI's taxonomy places the organism in Eukaryota, Metazoa, Arthropoda, Insecta, Diptera, Ceratopogonidae. The transcript has 3 exons. Bases 1578 to 2837 code for a protein of 419 amino acids.